Molecule: messenger RNA, 2356 nt
Organism: Diceros bicornis minor
Lineage: Eukaryota; Metazoa; Chordata; Mammalia; Perissodactyla; Rhinocerotidae
Gene: REEP1
Product: receptor accessory protein 1
Exons: 9
Coding region: 78-938 (286 amino acids)
Biological process (GO): endoplasmic reticulum tubular network organization
Cellular component (GO): endoplasmic reticulum tubular network; cytoplasmic microtubule; endoplasmic reticulum membrane
Molecular function (GO): microtubule binding
Source: RefSeq, a predicted model, not a curated record
GCGCGGACGGACGUGCCUGGAGCGCCGCAGCCGCCCGCAGCUCAGCAGCGCGCCCGGGCCGCGCCCGCCCGCCCGCCAUGGUGUCAUGGAUCAUCUCCCGGCUGGUGGUCCUUAUAUUUGGCACCCUUUACCCUGCAUAUUAUUCCUACAAAGCUGUGAAGUCGAAGGACAUUAAAGAAUAUGUCAAAUGGAUGAUGUACUGGAUUAUAUUUGCACUUUUCACCACAGCAGAGACAUUCACCGACAUCUUCCUUUGUUGGUUUCCAUUCUAUUAUGAACUAAAAAUAGCAUUUGUAGCCUGGCUGCUGUCUCCCUACACAAAAGGCUCCAGCCUCCUGUACAGGAAGUUUGUACAUCCCACGCUGUCUUCAAAAGAAAAGGAAAUCGAUGAUUGCCUGGUCCAAGCAAAAGACCGAAGUUACGAUGCCCUUGUGCACUAUGGGAAGCGGGGCUUGAACGUGGCGGCCACAGCAGCAGUGAUGGCUGCUUCCAAGGGACAAGGUGCCUUAUCGGAGAGACUCCGGAGCUUCAGCAUGCAGGACCUCAGCACCAUCAGGGGAGACGGUGCCCCUGCUCCCUCGGGACCCCCACCACCGGGGUCUGGGCGGGCUAGCGGCAAACAUGGCCAGCCUAAGAUGUCCAGGAGUGCUUCUGAGAGCGCUGGCAGCUCAGUAUGUACCUGCUGCUCCAGCUGCAGGACCUGGAAAGUGGUUGAGGGAGAUGUGAAUGAGGGUGGUGUGAAGGCAUGGGAGCCCCACCAGGUCCAAAACCCAUUGGCGUUUUCUGAUGAGGAGGAAGAGGAGGAAGACCUGCUGGAUUUCAUGUACAAGUAUAAGGCCCCUCGAAAGACGGAGUUCCCCCUGGAGGCACCGCCUAGAAUCCUUCGAUCUCGCUUCAGGAAGAAAAGUACCUCAUCCUUGGCCACUGAAACCACGUGAGUGAGAUGAGCCAACAGCAAUGGAUCCACAGAAUGUUUCUUCUCUGCCUUAAAGAGCUACUCACUAAUAACAUAGCAAUCCGCAAGCUGGUGUGCUUUGUGUGUGCAACCUCACAGACACGGCCUUUUCUCUCUCCCCUCUUCCAAGAUUUUUCCCCCUUCUCUUUAUUUUGCUGGGGAGAGGCUAACGGGAAAGGUAGUGUGUGUGGGGGGUGAUCUUUAAGUCUUCUGAGGUUAACACUUUUCCAGUUGGGUUGUCAUUAGACAGCAGUGUGUUUUUAGCACGGUAAGAGGAUCCCCCCCUACACACUUCUGAGAUGUACAUUUGUAAUUUAUUUGUUGCAUACUUUGUUUUUAGUCCUGUAAAUGCAAACAAAGCAAUUUUUUAAAACUUUUUUUGUUCUUGGUACUAAUACUUUGGACUACAAUGUACAUACUUAUGGCUUUUGGCUUAAACUAAUGGACUCGCAAGGGCUGCCAGAGGUUCUGAUAUGUAAGACAACUGCAAAAACAGAAGUGUAAAAAAUUUUUUGAUUCUAGAGAAUGUCUCAGACGUGCUUAUAAAGCUUCCAAAUACAACUCCAGUAAAACAUCCCUUUUCCUGCAGGAUGAUGGUCCAUGUCUUCAGACAGUUGUUUAGUCAAUAUACAGAAAAGUUUAGAAUGAAGAAAAACAGUAUUUUAGUGACAGAGAGGAGUGUAAUAAGGUCAGGAGAACAGUCUAGAAUAAGAGAAGAGUCACGGAAAGCUUGUCUCCCUUUUGGAUUCAGGAUUAGGAACCUCUGAAUCCUUUGGGAGAUUUACCAUUGCCUGAGGCAGGUGGUCACCCUUGAUGAAACUUCUUGGGGGAUGUGGACUCAGCAGUUGUGAGGAGUCAUUUGAGUGCUUCAGAAGUGCUUGGCGAAUGACUAUUUCUCCUUCAUAGUAACCAGUGCUGUGAUUUUUCUCCAGGUGGAGGAGCCUACAGUCUGAGCACCUUGGUUUAGAGAACACUAAGCAAACACCAACCCAUCAACCAAAACAAAACCAAACCUAGGACUGUGCUUUUUUUCAGAUGUGCUAUAAAAUACAUCUGAGACACAUGUGUAACAAUCAAAACGCUGGGUUCUAGGAAGGUUUCAGAGGUUGAGAUCUUUAAGGAUAUGACUUGCUGCUCAGCUCCAUGGGCAGCUGUGGCUCAUGCCCUCCUGUUCCCUUCCUGGCUUGUGCAGAAUGUGAACAAGAGAGAAGUCGCAAGCUCACGGGCACUCCAGGUCUUAAGUGACAUUGUAUACAAGCCCAGAUCAGUUAGUAGGAGAAUCAAGCACUAUCUGAGGGGACUCCCUGCGUAGAUUGAGAAUUUUAUCUGAAAAGACGAAUCUGGUUUAAAUAGCAUUUGGGUCCAAGGUAGCUGCUCUCCCCUUGUAGAGUUGAGCCUAAA